ACAAUGCCGUUAAAGACACAUGACAUCAAAAUAAUUGUAUCUGUGGUGGUUGCAGUAGCAGUAGCAGUCAUUAUACUUGUAGUGUUGGUAAUGUGUGUACUUUACAAGCGUAAGGCUGUAGCACUGGUAAGUCACCAAUAGCAAUAAAACAUGUACGAUGCUUUAAGAUAUUAAAAUUCAAUGUCAAUAAAUAUCGGUCAGUUUCGGAAGAGAUCUCUCCAACAGUGUGAUUUUUCUUUCUCUUCUUUCAUAAGUAUAAUAAUUCCUUUUCAUUCAACUAUGCUUUUUUUAAGCAUAAAGAAUUGGAGAGGACAUUGAUGCAUCCAAGUGGAGACUAUAUUCCUGAUAUACCUAUUGAUGAACAAACAUCCUGUUUACCCUAUGAUGCAAAAUGGGAGUUUCCAAAAAAGAAGCUCAGACAGGGUAUGGUAUUAGGUCAGGGAAAUUUUGGUCGUGUCAUUAAAGCCGAAGCUAUCGGUAUACUGGAAAAUGAAAUUGGUUCAACAGUUGCCGUAAAAACGGCCAAAGAUUGUACAGAUAAAGAACAAAUGAUGGCUUUAAUGUCAGAGCUGAAGAUAAUGAUACAUCUCGGUCAGCAUCUUAACAUUGUAAAUUUACUGGGUGCUGUGACCAAGGAAAUCAAAUAUGGUAAAUUAAUGGUGAUUAUUGAAUACUGUCAUUUUGGAAAUCUUCGUAACUACCUGAUUAAAAAGAAGGAAACGUUUAAGGACCCUAAAGACGAUAAAAUACCAGAUAAUCUAAAUAAAGGACCUUUAGAGGAUACAAAUGGUCCUCUUUUGACCACGAACAAUCUAAUGUGUUGGGCUUUCCAAGUUGCAAGAGGAAUGGAAUACUUGGCUUAUAAAAAGUACAUUCACAGAGAUUUAGCAGCUAGGAAUAUUCUGUUAGCACAUGAUAAUGUUGUGAAGAUCUGUGAUUUUGGACUUGCUAAAGACUGUUAUAAGAAUCCCGAGUAUCAUAAAAAGGGGGAUGGACCAGUUCCAGUGAAAUGGAUGGCAAUUGAGUCUUUAACACAUCAAAUCUACACCACUAAAAGUGACGUAUGGUCCUAUGGUGUGUUCUUAUGGGAAAUAUUUUCUUUAGGCGGUACACCCUACCCUGGCAUUGAAAUCAAUGAAAAAUUUAUCAACUUACUAAAGGAUGGUUAUGUGAUGGAGAACCCAGAAUAUUCGUCAGAUGAAUUGUACAAAGUCAUGAAAGCAACAUGGAGGACCGAACCAGAUAAAAGACCAACUUUUACACAAUUGGCCUGUCAAAUGGGAGAUUUAUUAGAAGCUGAUGUUAAACAGUAUUACUUGAAUUUAUAUACAUCCAAUUACUUAAAAAUGGUGGAUUCAAACAAGACAGAAGAUGAAUCGAGCAAAGGGGCGUGUGGAUAUAAUGGCUAUCUAAAAAUGAAUGGUGAACCGUCACACUAUACAAAAAUGGAGCAAGCUUCACCUCAUCCGACUGAUCAGAAUAAGUUCAAUGAAGAUAUCGACGGUAACAAAAGCCGCUACAACAACAAAGAACAGUGGUGUAAGGAGAAAUCUUGUCAUAUCGAACUUCAACCAUUGAGAGUAAAAGAAGAUUGUGAUAAUGUCAUAUCACGUCAAACAAAUAAACCUCAACAACCUCAACAAUAUAUUAAUACUUCCACAUACAGUCAAAGAAAUGAUGACACAGUUACUGAGGAUUCGAAUACACGUGUCCCUGUUUCCACUGUUAAGGAGAGGAUCGAUAUCUGAUAAUAAAGCGAGACCAGGCGACGAAAUGUGAAAUUUAUGUGUAGUAAAGGGAGACAUUUUUUUUUAACAAAGGAGAUAAAUCAUGGCCUGUUGAUUAAAAAUAACAAAUAAUUCAGGAAUGUCGUAAUAUUUUGUUAACAAUUACAUGGCUUUAUUUUUAUCAUGACUAAAUGAAUGCUUGUAAUAGACUUAUUUUAGCUUCAGACAGAUUUU
This is a messenger RNA of Mytilus californianus (California mussel), 1961 nucleotides long. RefSeq names its product vascular endothelial growth factor receptor 1-like. The coding region runs from base 318 to 1748 and encodes 476 amino acids. The record is from RefSeq and is a predicted model, not a curated record. The transcript is spliced from 10 exons. Gene Ontology annotation, biological process: protein phosphorylation; multicellular organism development; positive regulation of kinase activity. NCBI's taxonomy places the organism in Eukaryota, Metazoa, Mollusca, Bivalvia, Mytilida, Mytilidae. Gene Ontology annotation, molecular function: transmembrane receptor protein tyrosine kinase activity; ATP binding. Gene Ontology annotation, cellular component: signaling receptor complex.